AUGGAACACCAUCACCAAGUCAUUGUCCAGCAAGAGUCACUCAAGGACCCUGAGAAGUACUGGGGUGAAUUCGCCUCGCUCCUCCAUUGGGACACGCCCUACUCCAAGGUCCUGACACCUGGAUCCGCCGCCGGUGUUAGCUAUACGUGGUUCAAGGACGGCAAGCUCAACACAUGUUACAAUGCCGUUGAUCGCCAUGUCCUCUCUGGCCAUGGGAAACAGGUCGCUAUUUACUACGACUCGCCCCUGAACAAGGAAAAGCGAGCCAUUACCUACAUGGAGCUUUUGGAUCAGGUCCAGACCCUUGCCGGGGUCAUUGCGUCCCAUGGCAUCAAGAAGGGCGACACGGUCCUCAUCUACAUGCCCAUGGUUCCAGAGGCACUGUUCUCGAUGCUCGCCUGCGCCCGACUAGGAGUCACCCACAGCGUCGUCUUUGGAGGAUUUGCUCCGUUGGAGAUCCAAAAGCGCAUCAACGACUGCAAGCCCGACCUGAUCAUCGGGGGAUCCUGCGGUAUCGAGGUCAACAAGGUCAUCCCCUACAAAGAAAUGUUGGACAAGGCCAUCGAGAUGAGCAACUACAAACCAACGCACAAGGUCAUCUUCCAGCGCGAUGUGGGACGUGUGCCAUUGGACCACUCCCGCGGGGAUCUUGAUUGGCAUGAGGAAAUGCAGCGGAUUCGCCUUGCAGGAAAGCAGGUCAAGCAUUGUGUUCCGGUUGAAAGUCAGCAUCCCUUGUAUAUCCUCUACACCAGUGGUACCACUGGGCUGCCCAAGGGUGUUGUUCGAGACAAUGGCGGACAUGCGACACAGACGUUGGCAACCAUGAAGACUUUGUUUGGCUCAGCUCCUGGGGAGACGAUUUUUUGCGCUAGCGAUGUUGGCUGGGUGGUCGGACACAGCUUCAUCUGCUACGGCCCAUUGUUACUCGGCUGUUCCACUGUGCUCUACGAGGGCAAGCCCGUGGGCACACCGGAUGCGGGAGCGUUCUUCAGGAUCCUUGAGGAGUACAAGGUCAGCACCUGGUACACAGCGCCGACUGCCCUGCGUGCGAUCCGACGUGUCGAUCCUAAUGCAGAAUCCAGUCGCAAGUACGAUUUCAGCCAUCUGAGAGGAUUGUACCUGGCAGGCGAGCGAUCGGACACGGGUACGAUUGAACAUUUCCGAAAGGUCAUUGGUGGCAAGCCCGUUGUGGAUAACUACUGGACUACCGAGUCCGGAUCGCCCAUGACGGGCGCUUGUCAGGGCCUGAUCGACGCCACUGGAGCCAGGGUCCCACCUAUCGCAAUUCGACAGGGUGCCGCGGGUAUGGCGAUGCCUGGUUAUGAUAUCCGUGUGCUAGCGGAUCCAGAGGAGACCGGAACAGGAUACAAGUUCGAGGAACUGGGCCCUUCCAAGUUUGGAAAUAUCGUGGUCAAAUUGCCGCUGCCACCCUCAGCCCUGCAUACGCUCUGGAACAACCAUGCUGGGUUCCAAAAGAGUUAUCUGUCACGAUUCCCUGGAUACUACGAUACAGGUGAUGCGGGUAUUAUUGAUGAGGAUGGCUAUGUGCAUGUGAUGUCGCGAACGGACGACAUUAUGCAGGUGGCAGGACAUCGACUCUCGACGGGUUCUGUGGAGCAGAUUCUGGCGGAACAUCCUGCGAUCUCGGAAUGCUGUGUCGUCCCGCUCUCGGACAAGCUCAAGGGCCAGGUUCCGAUGGGCUUGGUCGUGCUCAAGUUUGGAGUGAAGCAGAGCGAGGAGGAGAUCAAUAAGGAGACUGUACAGAUGGUGCGACAGAACCUGGGAGCGAUUGCGAACUAUAGCCAGACGCAUAUCAUUCGACGAUUGCCAAAGACGCGUAGCGGCAAGAUUCUGAGGAGGACGAUCCGGGAUAUUAUUGCGGGGAAGAGUCUGGAGAACAAGCAGUUGGUGGUUCCGGCCACGAUUGAGGACCCGUCGGUGCUGAAUGAGUUGGAGGAGAUGAUUAAGCACCUGGGACUCCAUGGUAACGACGGAGAGGCCGGUAAGGACGACGAUACCGUCCACAACGUGAAGGCGAAACUGUAA
Messenger RNA from Gamsiella multidivaricata, 2046 nucleotides. RefSeq names its product AMP-dependent synthetase and ligase. Bases 1 to 2046 code for a protein of 681 amino acids. The record is from RefSeq and is a predicted model, not a curated record. The transcript has 5 exons. Lineage: Eukaryota; Fungi; Mortierellomycota; Mortierellomycetes; Mortierellales; Mortierellaceae.